Messenger RNA from Impatiens glandulifera, 2127 nucleotides. RefSeq names its product MACPF domain-containing protein NSL1. Gene Ontology annotation, biological process: plant-type hypersensitive response; regulation of salicylic acid mediated signaling pathway. Gene Ontology annotation, cellular component: plasma membrane. Lineage: Eukaryota; Viridiplantae; Streptophyta; Magnoliopsida; Ericales; Balsaminaceae. Bases 100 to 1932 code for a protein of 610 amino acids. The transcript has 7 exons. The record is from RefSeq and is a predicted model, not a curated record.
GGGGAGGGGGAGCUAAUCCUCCAUUUCCAUUUCCAUUUCCAUUCACAAAGACUGAAUCUUUAUCGACGACUGACUGACCGACCGACCGACUGAUCGGACAUGGCGUUUAUCCCUGCCGGCCGGUUAGAUCCUCAAUCGGCCGCCGAAAGGGCGGUCUCCGUCAUUGGUUUCGGCUACGAUCUCACCAAUGAUAUUCGUUUGUCGGCUUGUAAGCCUUGUCCAUCCGGUUCCGAUUUGAUUGACCUCCAACGGACUCAUACCAAGGAUCUACGUAUUCCCGGCGGCGUCAUCGUCUCCGGCGUUUCCGAAGCUAUCAAGUGCGAUAAAGGCGAGAGGACGCGCUUUCAUUCCGAUGUUCUCUCUUUCAACCAGAUGUCAGAGCAAUUCAACCAGGAGAUAGGUCUAUCAGGCAAAGUCCCCUCCGGUCUAUUCAAUUCCAUGUUCAGCUUCAAAGGGUGUUGGCAGAAAGAUGCAGCCUCCACCAAAUGUCUUGCUUUCGAUGGUUGGAAAAUUGCUCUCUACACUAUUGAAUUAGCAAAAUCACAAAUAGCACUAUCUAAGCAUGUCAAGCAAGAAGUUCCUUCUUCAUGGGAUCCUGCUAAGCUUGCAGAGUUUAUUGAGAAAUAUGGCACUCACAUUGUUGUUGGGGUGAAGAUGGGUGGUAAAGACACCGUUCACAUUAAGCAACUACAGCAGUCGACCCUUGAGCCAGCUGAACUGCAGAAACUAUUGAAACAGAUAGCUGACCAGAGAUUUUCUGAAGCUAUGGAAACUGAUACCGGUUUUUCGAAAAAGAACAAGAAUCAACAACAGUCUGUAGCCUGGGAUCUAAAUACACCAUUUAUGAGUUCCAUAGUUCCAUCAGUCAGUUCUCAUUCCAAGAAUGAUGACAUAUUAAGCAUAUCUAUUCGACGUGGAGGUUAUGAUGAAGGGCAAAGUCACGAUAAUUGGCUCUCAACUGUAGCACAAUUCCCUAAUGCUGUAUCGAUGUCUUUUGUUCCUAUAGUUUCACUUUUAAAUGGCGUAAGAGGAAGUGGAUUUCUUAGCCAUGCUAUUAAUCUUUACCUUAGAUAUAAACCGCAGAUUGAAGAACUGCGUCAAUUUCUGGAGUUUCAGUUACCUCGACAAUGGGCUCCUGCAUUCAGCGACCUUCCACUCGCACCUCGAAACAGAAAACAAGUUUCUCCUUCGCUUCAAUUUCGGUUCAUGGGUUCAAAGCUCUUCAUAAAUACCGUAAAGGUUGAUUCUGGAAACCGACCAGUUACAGGAAUCAGACUAUACCUAGAAGGUAAACGGAGCGAUCACUUAGCUAUCCAUCUUCAACACCUGUCGAAUUCACCUGAAAGUCUCCACCUUUCCGACGAUCAAACCUUCAAACCGACAAAUGAGCAGAUUGAUAAAGGCUACUUCGAACCCAUCAAGUCCAGCCUAUUCUCCCAUAUCUGUACCGCUCCCGUCGAGCACACUGGAUCCCACUUCGACGAUCCUGGUUCGAUAGUAACCAAAGCCUGGUUCGAGGUCAAGGGAAUGGGAAUCAAGAAAACAUUAUUCCUAAGGCUAGGAUUCUCAACAGUCGCUUCAGCAAGAAUCCGUCGUUCUGAAUGGCACGGUUCGUCAGCAUCCUCAAGAAAAUCUGGUUUCAUGUCUACCCUGAUCAGCACGACCUUCAGCAUGGGUCUAGUCCCACCCGAGAAUCCAAAGCCUGAAAAAGUCGAUUUGAAUUCUGCAAUUUACCCUGGUGGACCACCUGUCCCUAAUAGAGUGCCGAAACUCACCAAUGUUGUGGAUACGAAGGAAAUGGUUAGGGGCCCGGAAGAACCACCUGGCUACUGGGUCGUUAGUGGUGCGAAGCUGUGUGUGGUUAAUGGAAAAAUAAGCAUAAUGGCUAAGUUCUCGUUGCUGACAAUAAUGUUGGAAGAUUCAAUGAUGUGAGAAACCAGCUGAUUUCUUUAUUCAUUUGGUAAUUGAAGAAAAAAUUUAAGGUAAUCCUGCCCUGCCCUUUCCUUGUUUGUUUCAUUUUUCACAUAUUUAUAUAUUUCAUUAUAAUGUAAUAUAAAAUAUUUAUAUAUUUGUUAAUAUCCGAAAUUGAAAUAAAAACUAUAAUAGUAGAACUAGUUUGGAACACUA